Sus scrofa (pig) is the source of this 4892-nucleotide messenger RNA. NCBI's taxonomy places the organism in Eukaryota, Metazoa, Chordata, Mammalia, Artiodactyla, Suidae. The record is from RefSeq and is a predicted model, not a curated record.
AAAAGAAAUACACAGUAUCAAGUGUUGUGAAGAUGUGGAGCAGCAUUAGCCUCUUAGACUGCUGAAAGGAGUAAAUACAUUUGUACAGUCACUUUUGGAACAGUUUGACAUCAUCUCCUAAAGUUCAAGCUGUGCAUAUCCUUCACCUAGCUGUUCUCCUUAAGUAUAUUUCCAACAGAAAUGUGUACACCAAGACACUUAUACAUGAAUGUUCAUGGUAGUGGUAUUCAUAAUAACUUCAAACUAAAAACAACACGUGUACAUAUAUCAGCAUUAGAAUGGGUAAAUAAAUUGUGGUUAUACAGUGGACUAUCAUACAGCUUUGAAAAUAUACUCAAAGCAACGUGGAUGAAUGUUACAAAUAUAAUGUUGAUUGAAAAGGGCAAGACAAUAAUAAAUAACGUUUAUUUAUAUGAACUUUGAAAAUCAAUAAAAAGUAUAGUGUUUAGAGUUACCUGCUUAAGAUGUUUAAGUAUAAAAAAAAAAGAAAAUGUGUAUUGUAAGAGUCAUAAUAAUGGUUAACUUAAGGAGGAAGGAAGCAAGGGUGGUUGGGGAGGAGACCAAAGUGUUUUGUUUAUUAAGACCAGGCAAUGUUUUAUUUCUUUACAUUAGCUUACAAGUUUGCUCAAAUUAUUGAGCUGUGUGUGCAAUUUUGUAUAUCUUUUCUAUGUCUUUCAUAUUUUACUCAAAAAGAUUUAAAAAUGUGGAAAGAAUGCUGAAUAAACAGGUCAGAGGAUUUCAUGCAAAAGUUUGUUUUUAAAGCAUGUUGAUAAUAACACUUAAAUGUAAUUAGAUUUAUCCUAAGCUUCCAUUUGGCAAUGAUUAAAAUUCAGUAAAUAAUAAAUGUCUUCCUUCAAUAACCAUUGUUUACCAAUAGGUAAGUACAAGCGGUGCUCACUCUGUAUGGUAGUAUGGGACCCAAAAAAUAAGUAUACAAGCUAAAACUUUAUGAAAUGAUCUUAAUCAGUGGGAAAAAAAAUACAGUCAAAACAUAAAACUGUCAUGUGUCAGUUAUAAAUGUAUAGGGAAAUGAAAUAAACGCUAAAACAAUUUAGUGCCAUGUAUAGGGAAAUGAAAUAAAUACUAAAACUAACAAUUUAGUGCCAUUUAUUAUGAAACAUUAGAAACAAUUAGAAUUAUAGUGCUUUAUUUCUUUGUAAAAAACCUACCAAGAAUAGUUUGAGCAGUGCUUUGCCUUCUUGUAUAACUUAGAAAAACAGAGCGAGCAGAGUAUACAUCUUUUCUGUGCCUUAGCAAAUUGUCUUAAUCUUUUCUACUAAAUUUGGAUCAGCUUCUAACAUUUUAUCCUUUGCACUUGCAAUGUCAUGAAAUAUCUCCAAGAAUUCCUUUAUUGUGAAGUUGUUUUUUGCUAUUGCCACUUCUUCUGAGACAUCUUCCUUUUUGUCACAACUUCUUUCCUCAUUUAUGUCAAUAAUUUCACUAAAUUCCUCUGACUGCAUACCUAGUGUCUCUCAAACAGUGCAGUGGCCGCAUUCCCACAAUUAAUUGUUUCUUCUGCUAUUCCACUUACAUUCAACUUGAAUUUCACUCCAGUGUUAACCAUUUUUCUUUUCUUUGCUACACUUUUAUCUUUGUUGGCCAUUUCCCUCUUUCAGUUACCAUUUUGUAAAAUUUCACAUGAGUUUAUUACUGGGAAGCAAGAAGGUAAACCAGCUACAUGCUUUGCUGUCCGUAGGCAAACUGAGUAACAGAUGAGAAGUGUCCUGUCACCAACAGACUUAAAAGCAGUGAUGUGAUUGGUCACUGAUCAUGAUGUGCAUCUCUUAUUAACAUAGUGAUUUAUGAACUGAAGUGCCAGCAAAGGAGUUUGUAUUUAUGUAGUUACAGUUAGUAUACUGUGGUAGGUGAAAUUGGAGCCAUGUUGUUGGGAGACUGGUAUUUAUUUAACUCAACUGUGGAAGCUGAAAUUUCUGCAUAGGGAAAACCUGGGAGGUGAGGACUGACUGUAAUUCAAAGAAUUUGAACUAUUUGAUCAGUUAAAUAAAGAUUUGGUUGGUUUUGAUGAGAUUACGGUUGUGGGUCUACCUGGAUAUUUGAUUUCUGAGCUAUUGAAUGCCUGAUACAUUUUAUGUGAAAAUACAAAUUUGAUACUAUUCUUGCAGCUUCUUUAAUCCUCUUAGGUACUUCCUUAGAAAGGACCUUUCAUACUAACUCUGUAGAACAAAAUCCCUUGUAGUAAGUAAAAUCAGUGGUUUUAGGAGAAUAAUGGUGAUUAUGAUUUUGAGUUCACUGUGAAGCAACAAACAUUGAAAGUAAGUUUUUGAAAAAUUAUUUGAUAUGAUGUUGACAUUCCAAUAACUGAAGGUAAAAAAGGGGUUAAAUCAGUUUUGACAUAUUUAGUCAGGUGACUCUGCUUUCACUAGUCUCAUGCUAGCAAAUAUUUUCUUGUUAAAUGUGAAAGAUAAGGUCUCUGUGUUGGUUGAAAUUGAAAAAUAUUAAUUUAUUGUUUGAUUUCCUACAGGUGAACUGGCACAGAGGUUGAUCUCAAGAUGCCAUUAGUGAAAAGAAACAUCGAUCCUAGGCACUUGUGCCACACAGCGCUGCCUAGAGGAAUUAAGAAUGAACUGGAAUGUGUGACCAAUAUUUCUUUGGCAAACAUAAUUAGACAGCUAAGUAGCCUGAGUAAAUAUGCUGAAGAUAUUUUUGGAGAAUUAUUCAAUGAAGCACAUAGUUUUUCCUUCAGAGUUAACUCAUUACAAGAACGUGUGGACCGUUUAUCUGUUAGUGUUACACAGCUUGAUCCUAAAGAAGAAGAAUUGUCUUUGCAAGAUAUAACAAUGAGAAAAGCUUUCCGAAGUUCUACAAUUCAAGAUCAGCAGCUUUUUGACCGCAAGACUUUGCCCAUUCCGUUACAAGAAACAUAUGAUGUUUGUGAACAGCCUCCACCUCUCAAUAUACUCACUCCUUACAGAGAUGAUGGUAAAGAAGGUUUGAAGUUUUAUACCAAUCCUUCAUAUUUCUUUGAUCUGUGGAAAGAAAAAAUGUUACAAGAUACAGAGGAUAAGAGGAAAGAAAAGAGGAAGCAGAAGCAGAAAAAUCUAGAUCGUCCUCAUGAACCAGAAAAAGUGCCAAGAGCACCUCAUGACAGGCGGAGAGAAUGGCAGAAGCUGGCCCAAGGUCCAGAGCUCGCUGAAGAUGAUGCUAAUCUCUUACAUAAGCAUAUUGAAGUUGCUAAUGGCCCAGCCUCUCAUUUUGAAACAAGACCUCAGACAUAUGUGGAUCAUAUGGAUGGAUCUUAUUCACUUUCUGCCUUGCCAUUUAGUCAGAUGAGUGAGCUUCUGACUAGAGCUGAGGAAAGGGUCUUGGUCAGACCACAUGAACCACCUCCACCUCCACCAAUGCAUGGAGCAGGAGAUGCAAAACCCAUACCCACCUGUAUCAGUUCUGCUACAGGUUUGAUAGAAAAUCGUCCUCAGUCACCAGCUACAGGCAGGACACCUGUGUUUGUGAGCCCACCCCCACCUCCUCCACCACCUCUUCCAUCUGCCUUGUCAACUUCUUCCUUAAGAGCUUCAAUGACUUCAACUCCUCCCCCACCAGUACCCCCACCUCCACCUCCAACCACUGCUUUGCAAGCUCCAGCAGUACCACCACCUCCAGCUCCUCUUCAGAUUGCCCCUGGAGUUCUUCACCCAGCUCCUCCUCCAAUUGCACCUCCUCUAGUUCAGCCCUCUCCACCGGUAGCUAGAGCCGCCCCAGUAUGCGAGACUGUACCAGUUCAUCCACUCCCACAAGGAGAAGUCCAGGGGCUGCCUCCACCCCCACCACCGCCUCCUCUGCCUCCACCUGGCAUUCGACCAUCCUCACCUGUCACAGUUGCAGCUCUUGCUCAUCCUCCCUCUGGGCUACAUCCAACUCCAUCUACUGCCCCAGGUCCCCAUGUUCCAUUAAUGCCUCCAUCUCCUCCAUCACAAGUUAUACCUGCUUCUGAGCCAAAGCGUCAUCCGUCAACCCUACCUGUAAUCAGUGACGCCAGGAGUGUACUUCUGGAAGCAAUACGAAAAGGUAUUCAGCUACGAAAAGUUGAAGAACAGCGUGAACAGGAAGCUAAACAUGAACGCAUUGAAAAUGACGUUGCCACCAUCCUGUCUCGCCGUAUUGCUGUGGAAUAUAGUGAUUCAGAAGAUGAUUCAGAAUUUGAUGAAGUAGAUUGGUUGGAGUAAGAAAAAAAUGCAUUGAUAAAUAUUACAAAACUGAAUGCAAAUGUCCUUUGUGGUGCUUGUUCUUUGAAAAUGUUUGGUCAUUCCAGUGUUUUGCUUUCUUUUCCUUAAGGUAAAUAACCCUUUUCCUCCAUAAUUUUUGAUUUCUAAGGAAAUUACUAGCAUACAUUUCAAACUAAAUGUUUUACAGUGGCUUAUCUUUUUAUUUUUUUCCCUGAAAAGACAUAAUUUGGUCAAAUAAACCACUAAGUAUUAAGCAUGGACAGCUGUUGUUAGAGUAGCAGAUUCAGUUUUUUGAUAUAUCUUAAUUGUGCACUUUGUGAAUUUUAAUUUAAAGAAAGCAACUGAGAUUAAAAAUCUUGAGGGCAGCUGUAUCUAUUAAUGAGCCUUAUUCCAUUUCCUGACGUUUUAAAAGAAGAAACACUGCCUUGAUUAUAUGAAUACACACAGAAAGUACAUUUAGCUUGUAGUAUUGAAUUCUCUUAAAGGAAUGCUUGAAUUUUUUUUAAUUACUGUUUUAUUGUUUUUAAAUACUUGCCUUAUUUGAAUGUUUAGCAGUCCCCUUCCUACUUAUAUAUUGUGUGGUACAAUUUUGCUUGCCUAUAAGAGUUUAAAAAAUUUCCAUGUGAAAUACUCUUGACAUAAACCAUGUAACUUACAUAACUGUUAAGAAUAACAGUCUGAUUUAAUAAAUGGUUCAUUUUAAAGGCU